GUGAAGUUGUUGCUGAAAAACAGAUUGAGAAGAUACAUUUGCCUUUCAGACAGGUUUCUAUCGGAUUUUGGCUUAUUACAGGGGGAAAAUAUGUCUGAGGGAGCGAUCACUACUACGGAAGAGAUCGAAGAGCUUAAAAAGAAGCUUGCUCUCCUGGAUGGAGACAGGAAAGCUUACUACGAAAGCUCGCAAUGGACUAUGAAAAAAAAUAAAGAUACAAUUAGUAAACUAAGGGAGAAAAAUAAACGUUUGCGAUUCGAGCUGGCAAAGAAGAAAGCGGGAGAUGAGCAAGUGAUUGAUGAUGCUUUCAAAGAAAAAGACCCUCAAAGACACUGUGCAAUGAGAGGCAUGUCUGGGAAGGCUGCGAUUACUAAACUUGACCAACAAGUGUGCGAGGCAGAGAAGAAACUGAAUGCUUGUAAACACCAGAAAAAUACUCGUGAGAAGAAACUGGCAGCCUUAGAGACUGAAUAUAAUCAGUUGGUUAAAGAUGCUGAAGAGGUGUCCAGUACAGAUACUGGAGAAUCAGCUGAGGCACAGAAACUGCGAAGUUUGGAAAAUGGUCUAGACAAAAUGAUUUUAAAAGUUAAUGAAGCAAAGAAAAUAAAGACAAUAUAUGAGGGUUUACUGGAACAACUGAAAGAAGAGCGUCGUACUUGGCCCAAUCAGCUGAAUAAUCUAGAGAAGGCCAUUUGUGCUCAGCGAGAAGAACUUGAAGAGCUGAAUGCAAUGAAUCAUGAUGCCCAGAUUGCUCGCGAGGCUGCAAAGGCAGAGCUCACAAAAUUAGAGCAGUCAGUGUAUGAGAGGAAAAAGGAGCGGGAAAGAGAACUGUCUCAUUACAAGAAACAAGCAGAAGAGAAGAAAGAUCAUGCUGAAAAAGUUGAGAAAAGGCUACAAAGAAGUUCUCUUCAGCAAGAGGAUCUCACUGAACAAAAAGCAGUACUGUCUGGGGAAGAACAAGAACGCAAGAUUACAACUUAUGAGGAGGCCAUGAACAAGAUAAAGGACACAACAGGGGUGUCUGACAUCAAGGAGGUGGUACAGCGUUUCCUGUCUCAAGGUGACACCCAGAAGCAUUUGGACACACUCAAGAUGAACAAUGAAAAAAUGCUUGUCAGACUUAAGGAGGAAAAGGAAAAAUUAAGAAUGGAGUAUGAGGAGAUGAAGUAUUCUGGAGAAGCCAAGUUGUCAAGUGGACAAAGAAUGCUGGAAGAAUUUCAGCAACGUCUCGCAAAUGAAGAGAAACGCUGCUUAGAUGCAAAAGACCGCCAAGAAAGAGCUAACAAGACUCUUGUCAAUGUUAAAGCUGGAAUUGAACAUCUGGCUGAUAAACUGCAACACCUGAAAGCGCCUAAGGGUCACGUACCGCAGGCUCAGUUGUCCCCAACCUCAGACGAGUACAUCCUAGACUUACUUGGCACUUGCGAACAGAAGUUACUCAAACUGACCGACGACUUGGGUGGAAAAGAUAUAAGUGAUGUUAUGAAAGAAAUUGAGGAUGCUGAGUUCCGCGCAACAAUGGAGAAUAAGUUACCACAGUUUAAUACUCGAGUCAAGCUACCCACUACAUCUGAUCGAAUGGCUGUUUAUGACGAUGACGAGGACAGCGGUGAAGAUGAAGAUGUUCUCUCUAGAAACGCUAUUAAACGCUACUCACAGCAGCUCGUGGACUCAAAGACGAAGAAACAUAAACCACGAAAUAGAAAGAGAAAAACUAAACAAUGAAACUGUUGUGGAAAUCUAAAGAUUGGUUACCAUGUAUCGGACUUUCGUAAAAUUUGGCACAGUUUUGAUAACGUAUACAGUUAUCUUGUAUUCAUGUAUUAUACCAGCAAUAAAGUUAAGUUAGAGUUGAA
This is a messenger RNA of Stylophora pistillata, 1856 nucleotides long. RefSeq names its product outer dynein arm-docking complex subunit 3. The record is from RefSeq and is a predicted model, not a curated record. Lineage: Eukaryota; Metazoa; Cnidaria; Anthozoa; Scleractinia; Pocilloporidae. Gene Ontology annotation, biological process: cilium movement; outer dynein arm assembly. Gene Ontology annotation, cellular component: ciliary basal body; ciliary tip; cilium.